Molecule: messenger RNA, 1230 nt
Organism: Salvia hispanica
Lineage: Eukaryota; Viridiplantae; Streptophyta; Magnoliopsida; Lamiales; Lamiaceae
Source: RefSeq, a predicted model, not a curated record
UAGCCCAUGGAAAUCUAGAAUUAUCCAAACCUAGGGUUUUAGCCGCAGUCUCUUGAAGACUAUAUAUGUAUCGGUAUGAAUAAUUGAAUGUGUGUAUUAAUCGCACCCACUGCACUCAUCUGGCUUAGAUCUCAUUCGAAUUCGAUUUUGUAUCUGUUAUUUUGCGACGAUUUGAUCAAAUUUGCGGCGAGCCAUAAUCGAUGCUCGUAUAACUCUAAUUCAAAAUCGUCGCCAGAAAAAGCUUAUUCCUUCGUUGAGAUCUCCGAUUUCCGAAGCAAUGAAACCAGAUCGAAGUCAUCUGAAGUCCGCCAAAAAUCUAUACCCCGGCAGAAAAACAGCCCCUGGCCGAGACUCGGGCCCUUGCAGAAAUGUAGGCCCAGGCCAAAACACAGGUCCAGGCUUCCCUCCUUUCCUUGGCGGUUUCCCAUACCCAGGCUUUCCUUGGUACCACGACAAUCCAUCCUACCUCUGCGAUCACCCAUACUUCGGCUUUCCUCCGUACCUUUGGAAUGUCUAUGUCGAUAUUGGUAGACUCAAGAGUCAGCCUGCCCAGAGGCCUAUUCAGCUUCCUAUGGGCCUGCCCAAUGGGAUGGCACCUGCGAGCGAAUCAGAAGCCCAAUUGCGUCUGGCUAGUGAAGUGGGUGUCAUUGCGGAUGUUGCUCAUGCGAUGCUAUACAGAAUGCUGUGUGAAUACCACAAGUUAUUCAUAGCUGAAACUGAUGAGGAAAUGAAGAACAUGCUCAGGGAUAUUAUCAAAGAGCUAAAGUUUAAAUACUGGGAUAUUUAUGUGGUGUUGAUGGGUUCAACCAAGUUUCGUGCGGGUGCCGCUAAUUGGCCGAAGUUGACGAGGCUCGACAUCCCGAUAGGGAAAAAGUUGGCAAUGCGGAUGUCUAGGGGAGGCGCCAUUGGGUCUCAUGAGGUCCAAUUGGCAACUCCUAGUGUUGAGCCCAGUCACGCUCUCAUCAACCUCACGUGCCUGCUACAGCAGAUAAUCAUGUUCGAGGCCAUACAGAAGUGGAAAACGACGGAUGACCCCUUAUAUAAGGAGAUGUUGGAGGACGUUAUCCAAAUUAUGAGGCGCAAUUUGAUGCUCCCACCCCUAACUGGGAGUGUCGUUGUCGACUCCGAUGCUGCCGGGACUGGCCAAGGGGACUCAGAUGAGUGAGACGGGUGGCUGCGUGUGGUGAAGCUUAGAGAUAGUUUUUUUAACUAUGAAAUUUUGUUAUAAAC